GAUUUUUUUUUUUAAAAGCUUUGUUUUCUUCUUUCUUCUUCUGCUCUCUUCCGUCAAUGUCGUUGAACACAUUCGACGAUACUUGAAUCUCACUCUCUCUUCGUCUCCUUGUCUUCAUCCUCUCUCUGUUUCUCCGAUUUCCUCUCGCAAAUCUGCCUAUCUCUUCUCAUUCGAGGGAGGAGGUGAUCUAGGAUUUCUACGACGAAUUUCUCUUUUCCGUUGCGGUGAUUAGGGUUUCUGUUUCUCGUUCGUGUUCUCCGGAUGAUGAAAGCUUCUAUUGGGAGGUUGAGGAGAUUCGCAUUUCACAAGGUUGAUGGGAAGGACAAAGGAGAGCUUUUUCCGACGGCACAGAUUGACGAGCUUGCCCGAGCCGUCAAGGAUAUGCAAGACAUAAGAGAAUGCUAUGAUAAACUACUCUCGGCAGCAGCUGCCACAGCUAACAGUGCAUAUGAGUUCUCGGAAUCCUUGGGGGAAAUGGGUUCUUGUUUGGAGAAAAUCGCGUUGCACAAUGAUGAAGAAAGUGGUAAAAUCUUGUUAAUGUUGGGUAGAGUUCAGUUUGAGCUCCGGAGACUCGUUGACACCUAUCGCGCUCAUAUAUUCAAGACUAUUACACACCCAUCAGAAUCUCUUCUCAAUGAGCUUAGAACUGUCGAGGACAUGAAGCGGCAAUGCGAUGAAAAGAGAGAUGUUUACGAGUACAUGAUGAGUCACGUGAAAGAGAAAGGGAGACCCAAAUGCAAAGGAGAGAACUCUAUGUCGCAUCAGUUACAAGCCGCUCAUAACGAGUUUCAUGAUGAGGCGACAUUGUGCAUUUUCCGGUUGAAGUCUCUUAAGCAAGGACAAUCUCGUAGUCUUCUCACACAAGCGGCACGCCACCACUCUUCUCAGAUGCGUUUAUUUCGGGAUGGACUGCAAUCUCUCGAGGCUGUUGAGAAACAUGUUCGAAUCGCUGCGGAGAAGCAACACAUUGACUGUGAGCUCUCUGUUCACGGAAAUGAAAUGGAAGAUACCAACAAUGAUGAUGAUGAUGAUCGAUACAUUAACAGAGAUGGGGAACUCAGUUUUGACUGCAGGACGAGCACACAGAGAAUAGAAGCCCUCUCUACGCCUAGAAAAUCGAUCAAGGAGGAUGCUGACCUCUCGUUUCCACGCCCUUCAGCAACAGAACCAGCUGUGAUGUAUAGAGAUAAAAAGGAACACCAAGUUUCUAGCCAUGAUAACAGAGCAAGCAGCCAUUCAGCACCGUUAUUCUUGGAAAAAAGAUGCGAUUUUUCGGACAGGAUGAGGCAGAUGAAUCCAUCCCCAGCCCAGGCGGGUACGAAUGCGUACGUGUUACCCACCCCGGCCUUUACGACGAAACCAGCUCCUUCAAAUGUGAAACCGCCAAACCACAGCGGAAAUACAUGGCAAUGGCAUUCAUCUCCGCUGGAACAGGUGAAGAAUGGUAAAGAUUCCGAGAACAGCAGCUCCAUCUCUGCCCGUCUGCCCCGUCCCUCCUCCGGUGAGCCACCUCAGUUUUCCGUGCCACUCAUGAGCAAACCGUUCUCGGGUGGUGCGGUUUCCCGUUUGCCAGUUCGGUCUCCAAAGGUCUCGCCAGUUGGUUCACCGCCUCCGCCUCCACUCGGUUCGUCCCCACAGGUGAGCGAACUGCACGAGCUUCCAAGACCACCGGGAACCGUACGACGUGCAAAAUCUCCGGGAGGUCUGGUCGGUCACUCGGCACCUGUGUCGGCAUGGAGUGGCAGCCAUGAAAGAAGCACUGGUCCGUCGUCAACUGGCAUUGUUGUGGGGGCGCCGCUUCCUGUUCCGCCAUUGGUGGUCGUCCCAAGAAGCUUCUCUAUACCCUCGAGAGACCAGAGAGCCGUUGCCCUAAUGAACCACAGAUCGCCACCUUCCUCACUUCCUCAAUUCCCCUGAUUACAAAGUGGUUUGUAGAGAUCACCCAUUUAAGUAAAUAUAGAGAAACUUGAUAUAUAUAUUUUUUUUUUGUAUUCUUUGUUUGGUGAAAAUCAAUCUCUUUCUUUGUUCCUCCAAUGUAAAUCUGAAAUCCACAGAUUUUCUUCUUC
Messenger RNA from Tarenaya hassleriana, 2066 nucleotides. RefSeq lists its product as uncharacterized. The transcript is spliced from 10 exons. The coding region runs from base 262 to 1917 and encodes 551 amino acids. NCBI's taxonomy places the organism in Eukaryota, Viridiplantae, Streptophyta, Magnoliopsida, Brassicales, Cleomaceae. The record is from RefSeq and is a predicted model, not a curated record.